CCAUGUAAUGAUUCUUGAAUUCCCUUUUAUCUACUAGAGUAAGCUUCAAGCUCUCUCUCUCUCUCUCUCUCUCUCUCUCUCUCCCUUUCCCUUUUAUGCAGAUUCUGUAUACCACUAUUACUCCUUAGUGUCAUCAUUAUCAAAAUGAAGCUGAAAGGCAUAGAUAUCUUCUGUGCAUCCCAAGCUUCAACAGCCAUAUGUUUCAGUAUGGAUCAAGCCUCAUCCUCCUCAUCAAUUAUCCAACUUGGUGGUCGAGCCAUCGAUCGCCACAAUCCCAUUAUCCAAGAUUCAAGAAGAUCAAGCACUAGUAGUACUAGUACUAGAUUUAUUAAUCCUCCUUGCUAUACUCAACCACCCAUCAAUCCCAAAACUUACCAUCAACUCCAGAAGAGCAAGAAAAACUUCUCAUCUUCAAAGACAAGUAGUGAUCAGAGCAAGAAGAAGAUUGUAAGCUUCUCAAAAGAAAAGUAUGAGCAAAAGAGGAAGAGUACUUCUUCUAACGGUAAGAAACCGUCUGAUGAUAAUGUUAAGAAGCACUCUUCAGUCCCAAGUGGAAGUGUUGUUAGGAAGAGCUCUGCUGAGCCAGUUGAUCUUAUCAGUAUUACUCCUCCUGGAUCAUCCAGAUACCUUUUGAGUGACAAGGUGUUCUUCGAUGGGUUAUCUGAUUAUGAUCCGGUUUCAGCAUCGGUUCCAGUUGGAGACAAGGAAAACCAAAACAUAGUGAUGAAUAAGCAAGAAUAUGAAUCUGCUUCUUCAGCAAGCUCUUCCUCAUCUCUGUCAAAACCACCUCCUCCUUCCAACCAGGUUGUAGUGUUGAGGGUGUCACUGCACUGCAAAGGCUGUGAAGGAAAACUGAGAAAGCAUCUAUCAAGAAUGGAAGGAGUGACAUCUUUCAACAUAGACUUUGCAGCAAAGAAGGUGACUGUAAUGGGAGAUGUAACCCCAGUGAGUGUGCUUGCAAGUGUCUCAAAGGUGAAGAAUGCUCAGUUUUGGCCAACUGUGUCUGCAACCCCAUCUGCAUCACCAGCACCUUGUCCUACCAAACUAAAGGCCAAGAAUUAACAUAAUGCGCGCAAAAGGUAAUUCAAGAAAGAGAGAGAGAAGGAGAAAAACAAAAAUUUGGGGAAUAGUAUUGUAAUAUUAUGGUUUGCAUGUGAAUUAAAAAACUGAUUAAUCUAGUGUAAAUGCACUGUUAGCAUGGGUGGAAGAACCAGAUUCUGUAUCUGCUUGGUUAGUAGGAACUAGCGAGGAACUUAAGUGGUAGAAGAGAAAGUUCACUUUGAAUUUUGAACUUUGCUAUGAGUUUGGGACCUUUUGUUAAGAAAAGGUGGAGUGUUUGAGGAACCACCCAACAAAUUAGAAGUCUGCUUAGCCAUGAGCUAGCCUAUGGCCCCAUUCUGUUUUAUUUUAUCAAUUCCCCAUGUUUUUUGUUUAA
Molecule: messenger RNA, 1435 nt
Organism: Rosa rugosa (rugosa rose)
Lineage: Eukaryota; Viridiplantae; Streptophyta; Magnoliopsida; Rosales; Rosaceae
Product: protein SODIUM POTASSIUM ROOT DEFECTIVE 1-like
Exons: 3
Coding region: 145-1062 (305 amino acids)
Molecular function (GO): metal ion binding
Source: RefSeq, a predicted model, not a curated record